AUGGCUUCCGAAGAGCUGGUUGAUUUCGAUAUUAUCGAGGCUCAAAAGGAAAAUGUCCAGUCUCUCCCAGGAGGCCGAUCGGCUCGAGAGCUUGCUCGGAUCUUUUCUGGUGGGAGCAACACAAGUGACAAGAUCCCCUCACCGUCACCAAAUGGCACACGAACUAUUAACGAUGCCAUGCGCCUGGAAUAUGAGAAUGAAUUGCAGUCAAUAGGGGAAUCGGACGACCCUCUCGAUGUUUACGACCGUUAUGUGAAAUGGACCCUGAACGCAUACCCCUCCGCACAAGCAACACCCGAAUCUGGCCUACUCCCCCUUCUGGAACGGGCAACCAAAUCCUUCCUGUCCUCAUCACACUACCGAAAUGACCCUCGCUAUUUACGCCUAUGGCUCCACUAUGUUCGACUAUUUUCUGAUGCCCCGCGCGAGACAUUCGCUUUCCUGGCUCGUCACAAAAUCGGUGAGAGUCUAGCACUUUUCUAUGAAGAAUUUGCCAGGUGGCUCGAGGGUGCUGGCCGUUGGUCUCAGGCCGAUGAGGUUUACAGACUUGGUAUCGACCGUGAAGCACGACCGGUAGAAAGAUUGGCCCGCAAAUACAACGAAUUCCAACAACGAUAUGAUCACCGACAGCAAGACACCGGCCCAUCCUCACCCGCUCUCCCCAAGGUUCGUGCUGCGCUGGGCGUCAAAAUGGACCCAUUUGCCCCGUCAGAGACCUCGGAUCCCCAGGCUGCACAGCCAUCACCCCAGCCAAGCGCUGCCCCUAAGACAAAAUCCGGAAAGCCAAAGAUGGCCAUUUUCUCGGACGCUGAUUCAGCUGCACCGGGCCCUGCAACUGGUGGAGCGACGAAAGGAUGGGAAAGUAUUGGCUCGAUGCGAGAUCGCAAGAAGGAGAAUGAAGUGGAGGCGAAGCCUUGGGCAGGAGAAACUCUGAAGGCUGGCAAAAAAGCAGCGCCAGUUCAAAAGAUGGCUAUCUUCAGGGAUCAGUCAAAUCCAGAUCUUCCUUCCAAGAAACCAAUGCAACCGAAACAAUUACCUGAGCAUCAUGUAAGGGAAGCCGUGAACCCACGGACAGGCCGUCGAGAGCGUGUAUUUGUCGACCUCGAAUCAGUAUACCCCGACCGUUCAAACCCUGCCCAUGAAGUGAGCUUCGAAGAGCUCAGAGCUAUCAAACGCGGAUGGAUGGACAAGGAUUGGCGGAAAGAGAAGCAGGCCUUACGACAAGUUUCUGGGGGUCCAGAUCCCUCCGAGUCUUUGCCAGACCAUCUCGUCGAGAAUCUAACCAUAGACACACGUCACCAAUACCAAGACCAAGACGAAAACCAUGAACCUAAGCCUAGCAAAUCGCAUCGCACCAAGUCCAGGGGGGAAUCGUCGCAGACGCAAACUGUCAAAAUGAACUUCGACUCUCCGUCUAAGAAGAAAGUUCGGCGAAAGAGUACCAAGGAGCCAACGAUGACCAUGCACACUCGCGCAGCAACCGAUGAGAUAUACAGCAUUUUCAACCAGCCAUUGAAGGCAGAAACCGAGGAGGACGCUGACAGCUUCUGCGAGAGUGAUUAUGAAGAUGACGACGCUGCCAGCACUGGUGACAGUACAGGCACAGGGCACCACUCUGCAGCCUCGAGUGAUUUCGGCGAUGAAGAGACCCAGACGUUCCACAAAUCUUACGACGAUACCGAUUAUGCCAAUACCACUCGGGCCGGAAGCAUUGAUGGCGAGGAUGGUGAUUGGACCGAGUUUAAUCCUGGCCGUGAUAUUCCAGGUCUCGAGAAUGUCGAAGUUACUUCCCAUUCUGUCCAUUCUGUCGGCGACGAAGAGGAAGGUAGUCCGACAGUUGGGACACCGGACAGGAAAGGAUUCAUGCCAGAGAUGCCCGAUGACUACGCUCCUCCAUGGGGAACUUAUCGCGAUCCUGCAGUGAUGGCUCAGAACCGUUUGCCUUUCAUGACACCUAUUGUGGAGCGAACGGAGUGCUCAAUUCCUUCUAUGACCGUUGCCCGCAACAACUUGUAUAACGCAAAGACACCAUCCAAGCCUCGAUCGCCCGCUGAUGAUCUGUUGCUUGACAGCCCACUAGGAGGUAGCACACCAUACCGAGACCUCACGGUUACAUCGACAGCCGAUGUUCCAUUCAGUCCAACUGCCUUUAAGGCGCUUGCACCCAAGCUGCGGAGGCGCGAAGCUGUGAUUAGGGACUCACACUGCAACCCGACCGACAAGGGUAUUCGUAACACGAUUCUCAAUUCUCUGGAGCCACCUCUUGCCGCCUACACCGGUUAUAAUGAACACGUGGAAGACAGCAACUAUGCUUCAAUGAUUCACAAGUUUGUGAAGACCCACACCAGACGAUCAAAGAGCGCCGACGAUGAUGAGUUUGACACCCCAAUCCUUGAAUUCCCGGGAGCGGAACGAAGCUACAUCAUUCGGCGUGAGCUUGGAGCCGGCGCAUAUGCUCCAGUCUAUCUAGCCGAGAGUGUCGACAGUCUAGAAUCAUACGAUUCCGACUCCGACGAUGGCGCAGGUCCAGACGGAAAAGGCUUGCUCAAGCCACCAAACGCCUACGACACACCUCGUUUCCACUUUGAGGCUGUCAAGGUCGAGAAUGGGCCGUCAAGCGCAUGGGAGUUCUAUAUGAUCCGCACUGCGUACGAGCGUCUUCGACAAAAUAAUGACUAUCGAGUGACAGACAGUAUUGUUCGUGCACACGAGCUUCACGUUCAUCGGCGAGAAAGCUUUUUGGUGGAGGACUAUCGAGGACAGGGUACAUUGCUGGACCUCGUCAACAUAGUCCGCAACGAAUCUCUCAACACCAACCCCACGGCCGAAGGAGGUCUGGAAGAGGCUCUCGCGAUGUUCUUCUCGGUUGAGCUUCUCCGGACUGUGGAGGCCCUGCACGCAAACGGAGUCCUUCACGGCGAUAUCAAAGCAGACAAUUGUCUCGUUCGUCUCGACGAAGCGACCAACGAACCACCUACCAAAGCCCUCUCUCUCCUUGACCUCGGCACCGAUGAGUCACCUUCAGACCCUCGCGAAAGCAUCCACUAUGCCCCCAGUGGCUCUCACGGCUGGCAACAGAAAGGUCUCGCUCUGAUCGACUUCGGCCGCGCAAUUGACAUGCAUGCCUUCUCGCCUGGCGUCCAAUUCCUCGCUGAUUGGGAAAAGGUCACCCACGAAUGUAAUGAAAUCCGCGAGAAACGCCCCUGGACCUAUCACAUUGAUCUGUACGGCAUUGCUGGUGUUAUUCACGUCCUUCUAUUCGGUAAAUACGUUGAAUCAACACCAGUCAAUGACGAAAACGCAGCAGCCGGAUCUCCACGCACGUACCGCAUCCGCGAGUCCCUCAAACGAUACUGGGACCGCGAUCUCUGGGCUGGCGUCUUUGAUUUACUGCUCAACCCCGGCGCUGAGCGGUGGCAAAGUAUCGAGCGGGAGAAUGGUGUCGAUGCUGAUUCUGAUGUGCAAAUUCUCCCCGUUGUGCAUUCCAUGCGUCAAGUUCGUCUUGCUAUGGAAGAGUGGCUUCUUAGCCACGCUGAGAAGAAGGGUCUUGCGCUGCAGCUGAGGAAGAUCGAGGCAUUGCUUGCAGACCGGAAGAAAAAGUUGGAGAAGUGA
This is a messenger RNA of Penicillium salamii, 3612 nucleotides long. The record is from the annotation of a GenBank genome assembly. NCBI's taxonomy places the organism in Eukaryota, Fungi, Ascomycota, Eurotiomycetes, Eurotiales, Aspergillaceae.